AUGGCAAGCAACAAUAGUCGCCAAUCCUCUCUUGAUCUCGGUGAUCUCCCUUCAGGCCGGUCCAUCCUCACUUCAGGGGCUCAACCCUCUCAACCCGCCGCUCCCCCAAGCCCGCAUGUCGCUCUCUCACGUAGCAGGGGCGAUUCUGCCCUGCCUCCAUCGCCCGGAUCUGCCAUCAAGCAUGCUCGAACGCUGUCGUACACUCCGCGCCGAACGAACCGCCUGAGCCUGUCUUUUCCAGUCGCCACCACCAGCGUUGAGUCGCCGAGGCCGACACCCACAUCUUCGAAUACGUCCUCAGUUCCAGGCACGCCGGCAGAGAUAAUACCGCCGCCUUCUCCCAGUGACCCUAGUGGCUUUCUGGUUGCGCUCGCAGGACAGGAGAGGAGGGUUCUCGAGCUCAAAGAGGAACUACAGAAGGCGGAAGCAGAUCUCGAGAAACUGAAGAUGCAAUGGGCACAACAUGAGCGAAUGAGGAAGAGGGCAGAGAUCAGGCAUGUGGAACCCUUACAACCUUUACAGACGGUCGUGACAGACGAUGGAAGGACGAGUGAGGAAGCAGACGGUGCGACUCGGCAUAGUAUAGAGAUGGACCGGCGGAAGGCCCUCCUAAACAGCACCAAGGAACCGCGCAGGAAGGUCAUUACGGGAGGACACACCCGCACACUUUCUCUACUCUCGCCGGAUCGAUCGAACUACACGCGGCCGUUCCCGCCUGUGAAGGAAUCAGAGGCUGAGAGCAAAGAUCUAGCCCGGAGUCCCACCAUGCCAGACACCAGCCAAGGCAUAACAAAGAUAACUACGAAUCGCGCAAGGAACUCCUACCAGGGCGGGGUCACCCACAAUGCGAGGCAGAUUGCUGUCGAUGUCAAGGCGGGAUUGUGGACGUUUCUGGAAGAUCUGAGGCAGGCAACGGUUGGCGAUGAGCCGAUCACCGGCAAAACAAGUCGAUCGAGCGCGGAACCACCCCAGAAUGGACUGAAUAGACGCGGUAGCAGAAGCAGUCCACUCAGCAAUGAGAGGGCCCGGCGUGCACCAUCGCCCAGGGGAGUUUCCUCUACAAGGACUUGGGAUUCUCUAACGGGCUCAAACUCAGUGCUGUUGGAUGCGGGCGGGACAUACUACGUAGAUACUUCCCCUCGUCACGAGUCAAAACCAUCAACCGCAGCGAAAGGAACCUCUAUCAGACCGCUCUCUCCGAGCGUUGACGACGACGACUGGUCCAACUGGGACUUGCCCGAUCCAAAGUCACCCAGAUGGAGUGGCAGUACGGAACUCUCGGAACCAGCCACACCACCCCGAUCCAAUAACGACAGCCGUAACGUGCAGAUAGUCGACCAGCCCACAGACGAAGCCAGCACCCCUUCAAGACGUGAUGAGAUCCAAUGGCCCGGGUUCGAGAAGCUCACCCCCGGCAAUCUGAAGCGCACCGUCUCAACCAUCAUGAAAGGAUGGGAGAACAGCCUCACCCCUCCAGAAGAGCGGCAAGACCCCCUCGCGAAAGCCGCGCCUGCUACGAAAAGCAACAGCGCAAACGAGCCGCUGUAUCUGUCCCGCGCCCCGCUCUUCCCAGCUCCUCCUCAUGACAAAGGCGUUUGA
Molecule: messenger RNA, 1599 nt
Organism: Amorphotheca resinae ATCC 22711
Lineage: Eukaryota; Fungi; Ascomycota; Leotiomycetes; Helotiales; Amorphothecaceae
Exons: 2
Coding region: 1-1599 (532 amino acids)
Source: RefSeq, a predicted model, not a curated record